AUGUCUAGCACUUCCGGAAGCGGAGCUCAAUAUCCUGGACAGCCCUCUGGCAAUCGCUCAACCGGAGCAAUGGGGGGUGCAGCACCCAAAUUUAACUGCAAGAACUACUUGCAGUCCGGUCACCCUGUUGGAGUAACGGUUGAUCGCAAUGGAGCAAUUUGCACACACUGUCAGCUUGUCUGGAUCAUCAAAUACACCGGUGCAGGCGAGUUUUCGAUGCUCCACUCCUGUCUGCACCUACACGGGUCCGAUAAUGCAGGCGGCUCUUUUUAUGGUCUCACACUGAGCGCUGUGGUGAGGGACCGCAUAUCUCAUAUCUUUCAGCGAAUCAAUCUUACAGAGCUCCGCAUCCUGCAGUCACGAUACAUGUACUGUAGCUGA
Molecule: messenger RNA, 381 nt
Organism: Parastagonospora nodorum SN15
Lineage: Eukaryota; Fungi; Ascomycota; Dothideomycetes; Pleosporales; Phaeosphaeriaceae
Exons: 2
Coding region: 1-381 (126 amino acids)
Source: RefSeq, a predicted model, not a curated record